GGGAGUCCGGAACAGAGACAGCGUCGAUAUAAUAUAGUCCUCCGUCAGAGUGACUGCGCUCUUCCCUGCUGGCGGGGCUGAACAAACCUCCCGCCGUCACAGAAUCACAGCACAGACGGCGAUUCGAUCUGCGUGAUUCGUUUCAUCCCUUUCCCUUCCUUUCCUUUUCCAUUUCCUUUUUCUUUCAUUUCAUUUCUAUUCCACUCGCCAGAAUUCAUCCUCCCUCCGUCUUCCUGCAUCGAAUCCACCUGCCAUCCCCACCCAAAACCCACCUCCGCCGCGUUUCGCCCGAUCCCUCCGAAAAGCCAAAGAAAUCCUUCUGCGCGACAUCCUCGUCCCCCGUUUUCCCCCUCCUCCCCUCUCUUCCCUCCCUGUCCGGCUCUCGUCAUUGGCGCACGCUCAUCAUGGCCGACGCUCGCAAGCGCCCGCAGUCCGAGACGGAGCGCCAAUCACCCUCCUCCACCUCGCUUGCCCACCGCACUCGCGCGCCGCCAACAGCCCAGCACACCCGGCGCCAAAUUUCGCCCUCCUCUGGCCCCCGCGACGCCGCCGUCAGCGCCAACCCCGUCACACACGGCGCUAACCCCGGCGCUGCUGACGACGACGACGAGGACGAUUACACCUCCUCUUCGGGAAGUGAUAGUGAUAGUGACGGCGACGACAGCGACGAUGCCGAGCGCAGUGACGACCAGCACGCCCGGCGGCUAGACAGUGACGUCAAAAGCCACGACGGGGAUGCGAGUGCUGGUGCUGGUGCUGGUGCUGACGCUGAUCAGCGCAUGCCGCAUGUCUCGGGGCGCGCGAAGCCGCGGAUUCAUCGCGUCCAGGACGACCAGGGCCUGAUGUCGCGCUUGUCGGCUUUUUUGCCGCAGAUGAAGUCCGCCAACGAGGAUUUGCAGCGCGAGAUUGACGCCGGCCGGGGCAUGGAUUUGAG
Messenger RNA from Aspergillus steynii IBT 23096, 934 nucleotides. RefSeq lists its product as uncharacterized. NCBI's taxonomy places the organism in Eukaryota, Fungi, Ascomycota, Eurotiomycetes, Eurotiales, Aspergillaceae. The record is from RefSeq and is a predicted model, not a curated record. Gene Ontology annotation, biological process: box C/D snoRNP assembly. The transcript has a single exon. The annotation marks the transcript as partial.